Molecule: messenger RNA, 1773 nt
Organism: Phragmites australis (common reed)
Lineage: Eukaryota; Viridiplantae; Streptophyta; Magnoliopsida; Poales; Poaceae
Product: acyl transferase 1-like
Exons: 2
Coding region: 202-1593 (463 amino acids)
Source: RefSeq, a predicted model, not a curated record
CCGAACCCACAGGCAAGGUUGUCAUUCUAAAAAAGAGUAACAAAUGUGUCGUUAUAUUGUUACAUGCGUGUUAGCUUUCCAUUCGAAGGCAUCCAUCGCAUCCAAAGUCAGGUAGGUAAAUAGCAGCUCCACAUCGAACGACUCUUCUUCUUAAAACCUCACACCAUCCACAGCACAAACGCUCCAUCUCGUCACUCGACCAUGUUGUCCUUCAAGGCACGUCGGAGUGAGCCCGAGCUGGUGUCACCGGCACGGCCAACGCCACGCGAGACGAAGGCCCUCUCUGACCUCGACGACCAGCGGACACUGCGGUACUAUGAGACGGUCAUCGGGUUCUUCCGCAGCCGUCCCGGUCACAGAAACAGGCCAGAUGACCCGGCGAAGGCUAUCAAGGUGGGACUGGCGGAGGCGCUGGUGUACUACUAUCCUGUAGCCGGACGGCUCAGGGAGGCCGCCGGGGGGAAGCUGGUGGUGGACUGCACGGCGGAAGGCGUGGUGUUUGUGGAGGCCGAAGCAGAUGCGCGGCUGGAGGAGUUCGGCAAGCCGUUGCUGCCGCCGUAUCCGUGUGUAGAAGAGCUGCUGUGCGAUGCAGGGGAAACAAGAGCCGUCAUUGGCAAACCAUUGCUCCUCAUGCAGGUGACGCGGCUCAAAUGUUGUGGAUUUGUUAUCGGGUUCCACAUGUGCCAUAACAUUGCUGAUGGCUUUGGUAUGGUUCAGUUCAUCAGAACUAUAGCUGAAUUAGCUCGUGGUGAAGCAUUGCCCACCAUUUUUCCCAUUUGGGAAAGAGAUCUCCUGACGGCACAUAAGCCAUCCCUCAUCACACAUUCGAAUGUCACAUACAAACCAUUACCAAAUGGCUUAGACAAUAAAUCUGAUGACGUGAUGUUGUCAACUCCACCCGAACACAUGAUAGUCCAGUACUUCCUGUUUGGGCCAAGGGAGAUGGCAGCUCUACGAAGCCACAUAAGGGGAUACAGUGCCAAUUCUACUACAGCCUUUGAACUGCUAACUGCUAUCAUGUGGCGAUGCCGCACAAUAGCUUUGGGAUACAAGUCUAAUCAGCGAGUGCGUCUUAUGAUUACAAUGAACGCACGUGGCAAGUGGAAUCAGCAUACCAUCAUCCCACGGGGCUACUAUGGGAACGCACAUUUCUCUCCCAUAGUAGAAGCCACCGUUGAUGAGCUCUGCCGGCAGCCGCUCGCCCACACAGUUGAGCUUGUGCGCAAAACCAAGCUCAGCGUGACAAAGAAGUACAUGAAAUCAAUGGUAGAUACAAUUUCAUUGACGCGCCAGUGGCCACCUCUGGCAAUGAUGGACAGGAUGUACGAGGUUUCUGAUACAAAAUGGAUUGCAGCAAAUGUAAUUACGAGGUUUGGGUGGGCUGAGUUGGUGGGUGGUGGCAUACCACUGGCUGGCGACCUUACUUCAAAGUUGGGAAGCGAUCACAUGAGGUGCAAGAACGAAGAUGGUGAGCUCUCAACCACAGUGUCAAUGCUUUUGCCAAGGCCGGCGAUGGAGAGGUUUAAAAAUGAGAUGGCUGUUUGGCUGAACAAACAUGAUGAGAAGAACUCAGUUAUACUGAGUUCCCUCUAGGAAAGUGUAUGAUAUUGAUGGUUCUGAACUGAUUGAAUUUAAUGGAAGGCAAAUCCUUGGGCCCACGGCAAAGGCAUUUUGAUAUCCGCUUUCAACGUUCUGAUCUGGCAGCACAGUGUAACAAAACAGAUAGGAAUUUAGAUGCCAUGCAUGUUACCUUACAUUUAUUGUUUAUGUAUC